AUGAGGUUCCUUUACCUGUGCACCCACCUGGGGCUCCUCCUCCACCUGGGCCUCUGUGCUCAUCCUCGUCUGCGACUGGUCAACGGCUCCAACCCCUGUGUGGGGCGUGUGGAGGUGCUGCACCUGCAGAGCUGGGGCACCGUCUGCGAUGACACCUGGGACAUGGAAGCUGCGCAGGUGGUUUGUCGCCAGGUAGGCUGUGGGAGGGCCCUGAGAGCACCUGGAGAUGCCCGUUUCGGCCAGGGGGAGGGGCCAAUCUGGCUGGAUGGCACCAGGUGCACAGGUGAGGAGGAAGAGCUUGGCGAGUGCCAUUUGCACUCCUGGGGAGACCACGACUGCGGCCACGGGGAGGAUGCAGGUGUGGUGUGUACAGGUACAUCCCCCCUGCAGGUGAGGCUGCAGGAUGGUACCAGACCCUGUGCUGGGAAGGUACAGGUGCUGUCCCAGCACACCUGGCGUGGCCUGUGUGGCACUACCUGGAGCCUGAGGGAGGCUCAGGUGAUCUGCCACCAGGUGGGCUGUGGCCCUGCCCUGGCAGCACCUGUGGGGACUCACCUGGCCCCCGAGGAGCUGAUGGAGGGGCUCACCUGUCGAGGGGAUGAGGUGCACCUGGUGGAGUGUCACGGCUUGACUGAAGGUACCUGUGGGGCAGGUGUGGAGGCACAGGUGGUGUGCAAAGAGGUGGAAGAGCUGCUCCAAUCCUGCCUGGUGCUGGAGGGACUCCUGGGGGUGGGGCUGGGGCUCAGUGGGACCCUCCUGGGAGCUUACCUGUGCACCAGGUGUGCCAGGAAGAGGAGGAGCUUCGCAG
Messenger RNA from Acanthisitta chloris (rifleman), 808 nucleotides. Its product is annotated as deleted in malignant brain tumors 1 protein-like. The record is from RefSeq and is a predicted model, not a curated record. The annotation marks the transcript as partial. The transcript is spliced from 5 exons. Lineage: Eukaryota; Metazoa; Chordata; Aves; Passeriformes; Acanthisittidae. Gene Ontology annotation, cellular component: membrane.